Molecule: messenger RNA, 1070 nt
Organism: Phalaenopsis equestris
Lineage: Eukaryota; Viridiplantae; Streptophyta; Magnoliopsida; Asparagales; Orchidaceae
Exons: 6
Coding region: 198-671 (157 amino acids)
Source: RefSeq, a predicted model, not a curated record
UCUACUCUCUAGUCCAAUCUCCAGGGAAGCGAGGGGGAAGGGGCUGGGGGGCACGAGAGCGCAACAAAGGGGCUUAGGUCGCUUUCCUUCUCUUUCUCUUCUUCUUCCUCUUUCCUUCCUGAACAUUUCGUAAGAACCGCAAAUCGGGAUCUUGCUAGAACUACUCAAGGAUCUUCUCGCGGCAGUCCGCUGCUGAGAUGCUGGAGAACAGUUCCGACAACCUCAAACGUUUUGGUCCUCCUACUCAAAGGAAUCGCUCUCUCAAUCGCCGGAAAUCCGGAGAUAGAUUUGAAAAAAUAAACCAUUCUCAUGCGAUUGAUGGAGACAAGAGCCAAUCUUCUAAUGCAAAAAUCUUUUCUAGCGUUGAUUAUGGGGAUACUGGAAGCAGUUAUAUUCAAAAUGAAAGUACUCAUAGAGGAUUGUUAGCGCUUGAUGGCUGCUCUACUAGUGAGGCAGCUCAACUCCUAAAUGAACGUUGGGCGGCUGCAAUUCACAGCUACAAUGAUCAAUCUAUUGAUCUGUCUGAGAGACCAAUAAUGUAUUCGGGAGCCAGUGGGACAUCUUGGGGGCAUCUGAAGCUCCCUCAUCAGAUGGACUUUGCUGCUGAAUUACGUCGUGCAAUUAACAAUGCCCAGUCCAAUGUAACGGCAAUUUCUGGUGGUCACAGCUAAUUGGAUGAAGUUUUGUUAUAAUUUGGAAAUUCCAGAAUCAUGGAUAUGUACUGUACAAACAAAAAUGAGUGCUAGCACUAGCAAGCACUGCAAUCUUUACUUUAUUAAUAACUUAGGAAGAAGACAGCCUGAGGGAAAACCAGGUAUGUUGAAUAAAUCAUUUACUUUAUUGAACUUUAACUUGACCAUUCUAUUCAAUUCAAUUUAACGAACUAUUUGAAUGCCAUGUAGCCUUCCAUUAGACCUAGUUGCAUGUUUUUCUGGCAACCAGCAGAUGUCUCUGUGUCAAACUGUAUGUUCUAUUGGUUUCAUCAAGGAAGUGAAUUGGAUUUUGUUAGUAACAUAUGCAAGACGAAGAAGUUUAUUAUUAUUUAUUUUUGUGGGCCUUAUGCAAAAUUU